This is a messenger RNA of Microsporum canis CBS 113480, 1446 nucleotides long. RefSeq names its product ATP-dependent RNA helicase DBP5. NCBI's taxonomy places the organism in Eukaryota, Fungi, Ascomycota, Eurotiomycetes, Onygenales, Arthrodermataceae. Bases 1 to 1446 code for a protein of 481 amino acids. Gene Ontology annotation, cellular component: cytoplasmic stress granule; nucleus. The transcript is spliced from 5 exons. Gene Ontology annotation, biological process: poly(A)+ mRNA export from nucleus. Gene Ontology annotation, molecular function: RNA helicase activity; RNA binding; ATP binding. The record is from RefSeq and is a predicted model, not a curated record.
AUGGCCUCCGAAAACCCCCCAGCUGGUACCCCACUAGCAGAGCGGGCAUCGUUUGCAGAUUCGAAGGGCAAAGGCGUUGAUAUGUCAGAAGAUCAAACCUCUGGUGGUGUUGAAGAUGCUCAAACUGAUGGAGCCGCUUACCGGACUGGAGCCUCCAUGCUUCGUGACUCCGAAUAUACUGUCAACGUCCAGCUGAGUGACCUCCAGGCGGAUCCGAACAACCCCCUAUACUCCAUCAAGAGCUUCGAAGAGCUUGGCCUUGAUGAGGCUGUCCUCAGAGGCCUGCGUGAAAUGCGCUUCAGCCGGCCAUCAAAGAUCCAGGAACGCGCCCUCCCACUUCUCAUGGCGAACCCGCCACAGAACAUGAUCGGACAGUCACAGUCUGGUACUGGAAAGACCGCAGCUUUCGUCCUCAAUGUGCUCAGCCGUCUGGAUGUUUCUCCAGGAAUGAUCAAUGUCCCACAGGCCCUGAUCCUCGCCCCUAGUCGUGAACUUGCCCGCCAGAUCGUGGGUGUCAUCCAGGUCAUGGGUUCGUUCAUCGAAGGAUUGAAGAUUGCCACCCUCGUACCUAUGGAGUCGAACAGAAAUCAGCCCGUGGAAGCGUCUUUGGUAGUGGGCACGCCUGGAACUGUCCAGGACUUUAUUCGAAAAAGGCUGUUCAAUACACAGCAUGUCAAGGUCUUGGUUCUAGACGAAGCAGAUAACAUGUUGGAUCAGCAAGGUCUCGGUGACCAGUGCAUUCGCAUGAAAUCGUCACUACCAAAAACUACCCAGAUAGUUUUGUUCUCUGCCACUUUCCCAGACUCUGUCGUCCGAUAUGCCCACAAGUUUGCACCCAAUGCCAACCAGCUUACUCUCAAGCACGAAGAACUCACCGUCGAGGGAAUCAAACAGCUGUACCUGGACUGCGACUCGACAGAGCAUAAAUAUGAAAUUCUCGUAAAGUUCUAUGGCCUCCUCACGAUUGGAUCCUCCAUCAUCUUUGUAAAAACACGUGCCUCUGCAGCUGAAAUUGAGCGCCGCAUGAUCGAUGAAGGCCACACAGUGGUGUCUCUUACCGGUGGUGUCGACGGACAAAAGCGUGACGAGGUCAUCGACAGUUUCCGCAAGGGUACGGCUAAAGUACUCAUAACCACUAACGUCCUUGCACGAGGAAUAGAUGUACAGACCGUGUCCAUGGUUAUCAACUACGAUAUACCGGAACUCCAUGCUCCUGAUGCGGGAGAACGUGUCGCAGAUCCGCAGACCUACCUUCACCGUAUCGGUCGUACCGGACGAUUCGGCCGUGUCGGUGUUGCUGUGUCCUUUGUUUCAAAUAAGGAGGAAUGGACGAUGCUUAUGGAUAUCCAGAAGUACUUCGGAACCGAUAUUAUGAGAGUAGACAGCAGAGAUUGGGAUGAAGUCGAAGACGUCGUCAAGAAAGUCAUCAAGCCGUCAGCCAAAUAA